AUGAGUUACGGCCGCCCGCCCCCCGACGUGGAGGGCAUGACCUCCCUGAAGGUGGACAACCUGACCUACCGCACCUCGCCCGACACGCUACGGCGCGUCUUCGAGAAGUACGGGCGCGUCGGCGACGUGUACAUCCCCCGGGACCGCUAUACCAAGGAAUCCCGGGGCUUCGCUUUCGUGCGCUUCCAUGACAAGCGUGACGCCGAGGACGCCAUGGACGCCAUGGACGGCGCCGUACUGGACGGCCGCGAGCUGCGCGUGCAGAUGGCGCGCUACGGCCGCCCGCCCGACUCGCAUCACAGCCGCCGCGGGCCGCCUCCGCGAAGAUACGGCGGCGGCGGCUACGGCCGGCGGAGCCGCAGUCCUCGGCGCCGCCGCCGCUCCCGAAGCCGCUCCCGGUCCCGAUCCCGCAGCCGCAGCCGCUCCCGCUACAGCCGCUCCAAGUCGCGCUCCCGCACACGCUCCCGCUCCCGCUCCACGUCCAAGUCGCGCUCGGCGCGCAGGUCCAAGUCCAAGUCGUCGUCGGUGUCGCGUUCCCGCUCGCGCUCCCGGUCUCGCUCCCGCUCCCGCAGCCCGCCGCCCGUGUCCAAGAGGGAGUCGAAGUCCCGCUCGCGCUCCAAGAGCCCCCCGAAGUCCCCGGAAGAGGAAGGGGCCGUGUCCUCCUAG
This is a messenger RNA of Chrysochloris asiatica (Cape golden mole), 666 nucleotides long. RefSeq names its product serine/arginine-rich splicing factor 2 (gene SRSF2). Lineage: Eukaryota; Metazoa; Chordata; Mammalia; Afrosoricida; Chrysochloridae. Bases 1 to 666 code for a protein of 221 amino acids. Gene Ontology annotation, molecular function: RNA binding. The transcript is spliced from 2 exons. The record is from RefSeq and is a predicted model, not a curated record.